UAAUGGUGGACGAAAAUAUAAAGGCAAAAAUCAAAUUUGCAUAAACGUCCACAUCGCUCAUUUCGCAUUCAUUCAGUGUCAUUGUUCAUGAAUCUCGUGGAAUAAUUUAAAAAACGAAAGACAUGCUAGUUUCACAUUUCUUCGUGCAAUAAGUCAUCUAACAAGUCAUAGCUUUGAGAGAACUACAGUCUGUCAUUGACAAUAUAGCAAUUUAUUUAACGGAAUGGGCAUUUGGAGUUAUAUCAGUUCCUGUAAUCUUGCGACGAAAAGAAAAAAAGAAGGGCUUUUCACUGUGAGAAAAUCAAAAGAAAAACAAAUUGUAAACAUUGACUCGGAUAUCUUUCGUAGCACAUUACUUGAAGAUGUUAAAGAAAUUCGAAUUCAAGAAAAUUAUGAUGAUACUGAAAAAAAUGAGUCGUACCUUAUUUCUGAUGAAAAUACCAAAGGCAAUAACUAUCCUAUUUACUUUGAAUAUUCUAUGGGAGGAAAUUUGCAAUGCUACAAAGAACAUCUGAAAAAGAACUUCGUACUGGAAAAUAAGUCACGUUGUGCAAAAGACUCAGAGAUUCAGAGAUCUAGGAAAACGUCUCAUAGUGAUUAUGACUCCGAGCCAGAGUCAUUGCGUUAUGCACGCAAGCCACAAGAGAAUAUGCCUCAUGCAGUGAACGCUAUAACAGAAGAGCCCGAGUUGCUUUUUGAUUAUUAUAGCUCUAUAUACCAGCCUGAGUUCAUGUUAAACAUUAAUUCAGACUCUUUUUGUGACGAUCUGCCCCUCACUUUAGAGCCGGACAAUUCUGGAGAAGAACACACCACCAUAAAAAAGAAAGAUGAAAGACAAGAAGAAAGACAAGAAUGUUUCAUGGAUAUAAAGACACCAAGUUCUUUGGAAAACAAAGAUUGUGUAUUCAUGUAUACUGUUGAAGAAUUUUGCCCUAUGGGUGCACAAUUGACAGAACAACAAAAUAUUUCAUCUCCUGUCGAUUACAAAGUUUCUUUGUGUCAUAACGUUGAUGAACAGGAAGAGGAUACAAAGAGACAAAAGGUUGAAUUUUUGCAUGAUAAAAAUAGACAAAGGCAAAAAACAAAAUCAUCCUUGGAAACAUGUCUGAACCCAUACAAAGUCAAAGAUCUAAGAAUACCAAACGUUCGAUGGCAAAAUGAAAAAAAUCAACUUUUUAAAACUGAAACUACAGCAGAUGAUUGUGACAAAACAAUACAACAAAAUGUUAAUAAGGAAGAUUAUCUUCAACAGAAUAAAAUUGAUAGGACGAGUCCUUUAUUGCAAGAAGCCGAUAGGAAAAAAAUGACAAAAGCUGGAGUAAUUCAUAAUGAACAAAAAGACGAACUGUCAACAGAGGUGCUAUCAGAACAAAUAAUCAAGGAAAUAAGUGAUCUUUCUGAAAGCAUCAUCCAUGAGGAAAAUAACAUAGCAUUAAACGACUUUGUUUCAUUUGAUGAAGAACUGAGCUCAAAAAGAAAUGGAAGUUGCUCUGAGCGACCAAUAAAAGAAAUGGAAGCAGCGCUGAGCUCAAAAAGAAAUGGAAUUAGCUCUGAGCAACCAAUAUCGGAAAUAUCGUUCCUGGAAACGACGCAUAGAGCUCGCCACAAUAGUCUUGAAAUAUUCGAAAUGUUGGAGAGACAAUGCAUGAAUGAGGAAAAAAAGACAAUCGUGGAAUGUAAGUCUCCUACUGAAAUGAUAAACAUCCAUCAAACGUACCAGAAGUUACCCAAAGAAUUCCAAGAAAUAGCGAGAAGAUUGUCAAAUGGAAACUCUACAAAAAAUUCUUCAAUUCAUCAAUCUCGUAAUGAUGAGAGUGAUGACGGCUCUUCGCCGCGUUCACCCAGUGGAAGGCCGUUAUUUCGAACACCAAGUUACAGAAUGCCGAAGACACCAAGCUUAAGUCGGCAUCAUCCGUCAACUUACGUUUCUCAACAUACUUCACCACGUUCAAGAUCCUCAUCGCGCAUGUCUUCGAGAACCUCGUCACCAACACGAAAUUAAUGUUUCUGAAUAACACGACUGAUCAUGUAUUGAAGAAGAAAUAUCUGUAUCACUGUGCCUCCCAUGCCUUUCUCACACUCCUUAUAAAUAGAUAACUAUAGUUGAUAAAUUGCUUGCCUGAUAGUUCCACUGGUUAGUUUAAGAAUAUAUUUUGUACUUUCUAUUUGUUUAAGAAUGCUUCGUCCACAACCGCGAAAACGGUAUUAUUCGUAAUAAUUAAAUAACCCAUUGUUGCGUUCAAAUACACGCACCGACUUGAGUUAUCCAAAACAAGGAAAUAACCCUGUAUUUUGCAGUUUUAAUGAGAAAACUUAUUAAAAAUUUUGUAGUGUUUA
Messenger RNA from Xenia sp. Carnegie-2017, 2337 nucleotides. RefSeq lists its product as uncharacterized. The record is from RefSeq and is a predicted model, not a curated record. NCBI's taxonomy places the organism in Eukaryota, Metazoa, Cnidaria, Anthozoa, Malacalcyonacea, Xeniidae. The coding region runs from base 224 to 2002 and encodes 592 amino acids. The transcript is spliced from 4 exons.